AUGGCCCAGGGCCUCAAGAAGACCUCGAAGGUCGCCCGGAAGACGAAGAACGUCACGAAGCGCCAGCGCACGGCCGCGGCCAAAAAAACCGUGAAAAAGACGAUCAAGGACCAGGUGAAGAAGAAGAUCAACGCGCAGAUCGAGAAGAACACGGGCGGCAAGGCCGCGCGCGGCGGCCAGCACUUCGAGCUGUCCGCGAUCAGCGACAGCAGCAAACAGGUGUGCGCGGAGCUGCGGAAGGACGCGGGCAAGAGCAAGAAGCAGAUGCGGACGCAGAAGGCCAAGGAGCGGGCCAUCGCCGUCGCCACGAAGCGCGAGGAGAGCGCGGGCAUCUUCGGCCCGUGA
This is a messenger RNA of Aureococcus anophagefferens, 345 nucleotides long. RefSeq lists its product as hypothetical. The transcript has 2 exons. NCBI's taxonomy places the organism in Eukaryota, Pelagophyceae, Pelagomonadales, Pelagomonadaceae. The coding region runs from base 1 to 345 and encodes 114 amino acids. The record is from RefSeq and is a predicted model, not a curated record.